Messenger RNA from Vombatus ursinus (common wombat), 1006 nucleotides. It is a transcript of the gene MND1, whose product is annotated as meiotic nuclear divisions 1. Bases 153 to 887 code for a protein of 244 amino acids. The record is from RefSeq and is a predicted model, not a curated record. Lineage: Eukaryota; Metazoa; Chordata; Mammalia; Diprotodontia; Vombatidae. Gene Ontology annotation, molecular function: double-stranded DNA binding. Gene Ontology annotation, biological process: reciprocal meiotic recombination. Gene Ontology annotation, cellular component: nucleus. The transcript has 8 exons.
UUGAAAUAGCUCAAGAGAAAUGCAGGAUAUGUAAACUUAGAGAAUCCAUCCCACAGGGACUAUUAGUGCGUGACCUGUGGUAGAAUAAGUAGUAAUUGGUCUGAUCAGCCACAGUAGGACACACUGUAACUUGACUCUAGCAUAGUGAUGCCAUGUUGGUCCUCUUUGAGAAUGAAGGACAACAACCAAUCAACCAACCAGUAUACCUGUCUUCCCAUAACCCGUCCGACGUUAACUGUUCCCAUCUUUUGUCAUUGUUGCCAAUUUGCAGGUCGAAGAAGAAAGGCUUGAGUGCAGAAGAGAAGAGAACUCGUAUGAUGGAGAUCUUUUUUGAGACAAAAGAUGUAUUUCAGUUGAAAGAUAUGGAGAAGAUUGCUCCCAGAGAGAAAGGAAUUACUGCUAUGUCAGUGAAGGAAGUCCUUCAAAGCCUAGUUGAUGAUGGCAUGGUGGACUCUGAGAGGAUUGGGACAUCUAAUUAUUUCUGGGCUUUUCCAAGCAAAGCAUUGCACGCAAGGAAACGAAAAUUGGAGACAUUGUCAACUCAGUUUUCAGAGGGGAAUGAGAAGAAAGAGAAUCUACAACAAAGCAUCAAGAGAGCCAAAAUUGGCCGACACGAUACGGAAGAACGUGCCUCACUGUCAAAGGAGCUCGCUUCCCUCCAGCAGCAGAAGGAGCAGCUAAAAGCUGAAUUGGAAAAAUACAAAGAAUGUGAUCCUGAAGUUAUAGAAGAAAUACGGCAAGCAAAUAAAGUAGCCAAGGAUGCUGCUAACAGAUGGACUGAUAACAUAUUUGCUAUAAAGUCUUGGGCUAAAAGGAAAUUUGGAUUUGAAGAAAGUAAAAUUGACAAAAACUUUGGAAUUCCAGAAGACUUUGACUACAUCGACUAAAACAUCCUGUGGUCGUUCUAGAUUACUUGUGUGUAUUUGUGCAUAUUAAUACUGUCCUUCCAAGAUUAUCAAACUGUCAUACACUUGCAACUGUGGGGUUUUUUUUUAUUUGAAUUCCU